CUUGGGAGGGGCAGACGGGGAGAUUUUUUUCAUCCUUUUAGUUGUUUUGUUCCUAGUAUUGUAAAAGAACUGAAUGUCUGUGCUGAGAAUUGAAAAAAAUGUAUCAAAUAUGCAUAGUAUUUUUUGUGAUUUUGUCCCUCUUCGAUGGGGGCUUUGCAGAUAACGUCUACAAAGAAGGAGAGGAGGUAACGGUCAACUGUGACACCAAACAGCCCGGCGUCAUUACAUUCUGGUUUCAGAUAAACAAAAGUGGUCUAAAGUAUCUGUUCACCGUUAAAAGCACAGAAAUAAAAGCAAAUGCUGAUCCGAAAAAAUACAAAGUGAACCAAAAUGCUAAGGUUAGUUUGGCUAUUCAGUCUUUUGAGAAAAAUACAGACAGUGGAUUUUACACCUGCGCAGCCAUGAACAACAAUAAACUCUUCUUUGGAGGUCUGACAGAAAUUAAAGGACAACCAGAUCCAGUAUCGCAACCUCCAAAAGAAGAGACAGCACCACCGACAACUACAUCACCCGUGAUUACGACAAAAUCACAGUGUAACUGUAAAAAAACAGACCCGAAGCCUAUCAUCAACUGUGAGACUUGGAUAUUGUCAUCUUUGGCCGCUGGUUGUGGUGUUCUCCUUAUUCUGCUGAUCUUCACCAUUUUGCACUGCAACCGUUUAAGAACAAGACGAUGUCCUCACCAUCACAAAAGACAACCCAGACCUGCUGGCCAUGCAAAACUGACCAACAACCCAUUGUGAUUUCAGUAAAGACACAGGAAAUCCAGUACUGUUUAAAGAUAUCUCAGUAAGCACAUGUAAAAGCUGUUGCAUGAUUAUUCAAACUGUACAGCCUAAUCUUUUCAUCUUUCACAGUGAAAAUGUUAAAAACAUCACUAUUUCUUUUCCAGUGAGUUUAGAUUUUUGUCAAGUCAUUAUAUUAUUGUAUCGAUCAGGUUUACAUUCAAUAGCAAUCAGACUGUUUUUCUUUAUACGAAUUUUGUUACAAGUUAAAUAUUUAAUGUUUUGAUUCGAUUGUCUUUAUUAAAUGGGGCUUAAGAAGUAAUGUAAAGAAAAUCAUUACAAAAGUAUUUUAAGCUUUAAAUUACAUCAUGUUAAUUGUCGUGUUGCAUUGUAAUCUGUUUACCAGAUAAAUCUGCCAUCUGCUGGCUGUCAGUGUUAUGAAGAACCUCAGAAAGUCUCAUAUAUUCUGCUGAGAUACCAGCUUCACACAACGAAUCUCAUUCCUGCUGAUGUUCAUUUCUACAUUCAGUUAAAUUCAUUUGCAAAUAAACAAAAAUAUAAAGUAAUCAUACUAUACACCCAUAUCAAGUGAUGUGAAGAAUUUCCAAUUAAGCUCUCGAACACCAUUUACCAUUAACAUUUUUUUGUAUUAAAGAUAACCCAAAGUUUCUUUGUGGCAGAGCAGAGCACCACCACGUGGACAAAAUACAGAAUUGUGAAUGUUGUAUACAAUGUGUCAGAUGAAUAAAUAUGACCAAAGGUAGCCAUGUACGUAUGUUUCUGCCGAUUGAAUGUUCACUGAAUGGGAUUUUUAUAGUAGUUUGAAUUCGUUUUCUCUCGGCUGCCGUUCAGGAGCUAAAGUUAAUAUCUGAAAAAUGUAUUUUAGUGAUGGCCCACUUCUGUGUCCUGAAACAAAAAUGUUCAUCGUCCACAUACGCUCAUCAAUGUGUGUAGUGAUUCUCACAUUAAGUUUUUAAGGUUUGCUUUUAGGAAUCAGUUUGUCCGUCAGUUUUGACAAAAACUGGACCUGAUGCCUGUAAAACACCCUUUCAGUAGUUUUGUUCCUCUUUUUGUAGAAAAUGUCUUGCUAUUUUGUCUGUGGUGAGUAACAUUUUCUUAUUUAUAGUAUUGCAUAUAUACUCAAAUCAGUUUUACAUGGUAUUGUUUCACAUGAAUUGAAAAGUCUUGUUUUUGUUCAUCUAUUCUAAACUAUUUUCUUUGUUUCCAGUGGACUCUUAACUACAUGUAACAGUCGACUGUGACCCCAAACAGGCCGGCAUCAUUAAGAAGUGGUCCAAAGUAUUUGUUCACCGUGUAAGGUUAAUGCAGAAAAAUACAAAGUGAUCAAAAAUUGUAAGGUUAGUUUGGCCGUCCAGUCUUUUGAGAAAAAGAUGGUUUAUACACAUGCACAACCAUGAACAACAAUAAACUCAUCUUUAGAGAGCUGACAGAAAUGUAAAAUUAUUUAAACAUCUUCAAAACAAGAUCAGAAAAGCGAAACUGCUUAAAUUAAUUGUUCAAAUUCAUUCAAUGUUUUCUGAGAAUGUGAAUUGAGUUAUUUACUCUUCUUACAUUAGCAAACUGAUUUGCCUUGUUAAAAGCAUAAAUUUAAAACAAUACAGUGUUUAAUGCUUGAAACAAGAAAAAAAGUUUGCAAAUGGGUAAAAUAAAUAGAUACAUUUAGAUUAACUGGAAAUAAUUUAUAAUAUCUUACACAAGUUUAAUUAUCAAUU
Molecule: messenger RNA, 2458 nt
Organism: Carassius gibelio (silver crucian carp)
Lineage: Eukaryota; Metazoa; Chordata; Actinopteri; Cypriniformes; Cyprinidae
Gene: cd8a
Product: CD8a molecule
Exons: 6
Coding region: 99-743 (214 amino acids)
Source: RefSeq, a predicted model, not a curated record